Molecule: messenger RNA, 1615 nt
Organism: Fragaria vesca subsp. vesca
Lineage: Eukaryota; Viridiplantae; Streptophyta; Magnoliopsida; Rosales; Rosaceae
Product: glutamate dehydrogenase 1-like
Exons: 8
Coding region: 127-1365 (412 amino acids)
Biological process (GO): L-glutamate catabolic process
Cellular component (GO): mitochondrion
Molecular function (GO): L-glutamate dehydrogenase (NAD+) activity
Source: RefSeq, a predicted model, not a curated record
AGAGUACUAGUAGUAAGAUUUCUAAGUAGUGGCACUAUCGAUCACUUCACUACUGGUCGUAUAUUCAAUCAAAAUAUUUCCGGCCAGUUUCAAGUUGGAGAUCUAUUGUAAUCGGCCGGGGAAGAGAUGAAUGCUUUAGCGGCAACAAACAGAAACUUUAAGUUGGCUGCCCGGAUUUUGGGAUUGGACUCGAAGCUUGAAAAGAGUUUACUGAUACCAUUUAGGGAAAUCAAGGUGGAGUGUACUAUCCCCAAAGAUGACGGCAGUUUGGCUUCAUAUGUUGGCUUCAGAAUCCAACAUGACAAUGCUAGAGGCCCCAUGAAGGGAGGCAUCAGAUAUCAUCCAGAGGUUGAGCCUGAUGAGGUGAAUGCUUUAGCACAGCUGAUGACAUGGAAGACGGCCGUGGCUAACAUCCCCUAUGGAGGUGCCAAAGGUGGGAUAGGAUGUGAUCCAGGGGAGCUCAGUGUUUCUGAGCUUGAACGACUCACCAGAGUUUUCACCCAAAAGAUUCAUGAUCUUAUUGGAAUCCACACUGAUGUUCCGGCACCGGAUAUGGGCACCGGUCCACAGACCAUGGCCUGGAUACUUGACGAGUACUCCAAAUUCCAUGGCUACUCACCUGCAGUUGUCACUGGGAAACCAACUGAUCUUGGUGGAUCAUUGGGAAGAGAUGCAGCAACUGGAAGAGGAGUACUAUUUGCAACAGAGGCUUUACUGAAUGAGUAUGGGAAGACCAUCUCCGGCCAACGCUUUGUUAUACAGGGUUUUGGGAAUGUGGGAUCCUGGGCUGCCCAACUCAUUCAUGAGAAAGGUGGGAAAAUAGUUGCAGUGAGUGACAUCAGUGGAGCUAUAAAGAACAGCCAAGGACUUGACAUUCCAAGCCUACUCAAGCAUGUCAAGGAACAAAGAGGUGUCAAGGGCUUCUAUGGCGGAGAGUCGAUACAAGAUUCCAACUCAAUUUUAGCUCAAGACUGUGACAUUCUCAUUCCUGCAGCACUUGGAGGUGUCAUCAACAGGGAAAAUGCAAAUGAUAUAAAAGCCAAAUUUAUUAUCGAAGCAGCAAAUCAUCCCACUGACCCCGAAGCCGAUGAGAUCUUGUCAAAGAAAGGUGUUGUUAUUCUUCCUGAUAUUUAUGCAAACUCUGGAGGAGUCACUGUUAGUUACUUCGAGUGGGUGCAGAACAUUCAAGGUUUCCUGUGGGAUGAAGAAAAGGUGAAUAAUGAGCUGAGGACUUACAUGACUAAAGGCUUCAAAGAUGUCAAGGAGAUGUGCAAAACCCACAACUGUGACCUCCGCAUGGGAGCCUUCACUCUUGGAGUUAAUCGCGUUGCGCGGGCAACUGUCCUCAGGGGGUGGGAAGCCUGAUGGAUGUUCCGACCAUCACCACCUGCUGAUAAUGCUAGCUGCCACAUUGAAUAAGGAUUAUGAUGAGACUCUUCUCUGAUAAGAGUCACUCGAGUAGUAUUUCAUUCAUGUUUGCUGAUUGAUAUUGCUGCAUUUGUUUUCUUCAAACAGAAGUACGGCCUUAAAUACUAUUUUUGGUAGUGUUGCAUCUACCUGUAUUUUGACUAUCAUUAAUUCUAGUUUCAAGCAAUCCCUCAAUUUCAAAGUUCCG